Messenger RNA from Suncus etruscus (white-toothed pygmy shrew), 1098 nucleotides. RefSeq names its product 5-hydroxytryptamine receptor 1E (gene HTR1E). Gene Ontology annotation, cellular component: dendrite; plasma membrane. The transcript has a single exon. Gene Ontology annotation, molecular function: G protein-coupled serotonin receptor activity; neurotransmitter receptor activity. Gene Ontology annotation, biological process: chemical synaptic transmission; G protein-coupled receptor signaling pathway, coupled to cyclic nucleotide second messenger. NCBI's taxonomy places the organism in Eukaryota, Metazoa, Chordata, Mammalia, Eulipotyphla, Soricidae. The record is from RefSeq and is a predicted model, not a curated record. The coding region runs from base 1 to 1098 and encodes 365 amino acids.
AUGAACAUCACUAACUGUAGCACAGAAGCCAGUGUGGCUGUGAAACCCAAGACUGUCACUGAGAAGCUGCUAGUUUCUAUGACUCUAGCCAUCAUUGCUGCACUGACUAUGUUGUUGAACUUGGCUGUGAUCAUGGCCAUCUGCACUACCAAGAAGCUCCACCAGCCUGCCAACUACCUUAUCUGUUCUCUGGCUGUGACAGACCUUCUGGUGGCUGUGCUGGUGAUGCCCUUGAGCAUCAUGUACAUUGUAAUGGACAACUGGAAGCUAGGAUAUUUCAUCUGUGAGGUGUGGCUUAGUGUGGACAUGACCUGCUGUACCUGCUCCAUCCUCCAUCUUUGUGUGAUUGCCCUGGACAGAUACUGGGCCAUUACCAAUGCUAUUGAGUAUGCCAGAAAAAGAACUGCCAAAAGGGCUAGUUUAAUGGUCCUCACUAUCUGGACCAUUUCUAUCUUUAUAUCCAUGCCCCCUCUUUUCUGGAGGAGCCACCACCAACACAGCCCACCCCCAAAGCAGUGCACUAUACAGCAUGACCAUGUAAUCUACACCAUUUACUCCACUUUUGGAGCAUUCUAUAUCCCUUUGACAUUGAUACUUAUUCUCUAUUACCGAAUUUACCAUGCAGCAAAGAACCUUUACCAGAAAAGGGGUUCCAGGCGGCACUUAAGCAACAGAAGCCUAGAGAGCCAAAAUUCUUUUGCAAGCCGUAAACUUACACAGACAUUUUGUGUGUCUGACUUCUCCAACUCGGAUCCCACCACAAAAUUUGAAAAGAUUCACACUUCUAUCAGAAUCUCUCCCUUCGACAAUGAUCUUGAUCAUCCAGGGGAACACCAACAAAUUUCUAGUGCCAGGGAACGCAAAGCAGCACGCAUUCUGGGACUGAUUUUGGGUGCAUUCAUUUUGUCAUGGCUACCAUUUUUCAUCAAAGAAUUGAUCGUUGGCCUGAGUAUCUAUACCGUUUCCUCCGAAGUGGCUGAUUUUUUGACAUGGCUUGGUUAUAUAAAUUCUCUGAUUAACCCUCUACUCUACACUAGUUUUAAUGAAGAUUUUAAGCUGGCUUUUAAAAAGCUCAUCAGAUGCCGAGAGCAUACAUAG